CAGUUUCUGUUUCUUUGGAAUAGAAUGAAGAUGUGGAGCCUUCAAAAUCAGUUAUUCGCCCUGUGCAUUGCUCUGAGCUGUGUAAGGAGUGCCGCAGAGGAGAUCCAUGUGUUUGGAUAUGAAGGCAAAGAAGUUCAUGUUCCUUGUCCCUAUCCAGAGGGUUAUGAAUCUUAUGAGAAGUACUUGUGCAGGAAUGACUGUAGUUACGAUGAUGUUCUCAUUACAACGACAGAAAGAAAGAAGAACAAAUACUCUAUCAAUGAUGUCGAUGUAAAACGGGUCUUCACAGCAACCAUCUCUGAUCUGAGUUUUAUGGAUGCUGGAAAGUACUGGUGUGGGGUGAGCAGGAAUGGAAAGGAUAUCUAUACUGAAGUACAGCUGGAAGUAAGACAAGACAGGUGCUGUGACCAAUCCACCAAAGUCCAAAGUUAUGAAACAUCUUCAGUGUCUAUUAGUUGUCCAUAUGAGCCAGAGUACCAGAACAACCUCAAGUACAUCUGCAGAGGAAACCAACCCUCCGCAUGUCAGCAGCAGGCAGUAGUCACCUCUGACAACAAUAGAAACGGACGGUUCAGACUCAAUGAUGAAAAGACUUUGAGGAAAUUCACAGUGACCAUUACUGGUUUGACCCGAAAGGAUUCUGGAUUGUACCUUUGUGGUAUCCAUAGAAACACCGGCCUGGAUGUUUUCUCUGCUGCUGAACUAGAAGUCAAAGAGUGGUGCUGUGUGCAGACAAAGAAAAUGAGCGGCACUGUGGGACGUCCACUAACUAUGCAGUGUCCUUAUCCCCCACAACAUCGGAAUAACAGGAAGUUCCUCUGUAAGGGAGACCACCGCAACAGCUGUGCCAACGUGGCGACUCAUCAAAGCAGGUUCUCACUGCAAGAUGAUGUUUCUUCCAGCUCUUUCUUGGUCAUAAUCACAGAGCUGAAAGCAGGAGAUGCUGCGACAUACUGGUGUGGCUCAGACUCACAGUGGAGUCCUGGAAACUACAUCGAGAUUCAACUGUCAGUAGUCUUUCCACGGCAGACCAGCACUGUGAUCUCUAACAGCACUGUGAUCUCUACCAGACCUGUGAUCUCCAACAGCACUGUGGUGGAACCUGUUGGAUCACAAUCAACAAAUAUCUCUGGCAAACAUUUCAAGGAUGCAGCGCUCUUUUACCCUGUGGUUUUUGUUGUGCCCGCUGUACUGAUCAUACUGAUAUUUCUGCUGGUCAUAGUUAUAUGUUAUAAAUACAAAAGUUACAAAGGGCAAGGAGCUGGAGUCAACAUGAACAGAAACCAAACCAAGUCAGCUGACAGAGAGGAAGUGAUCAGUGCAGAUGUAAGAAUACUGAACUCCAAAGCUUUGCUAGUGGAAACACGAGACUGCAAUGUUCAAUACAGUCCACAUUACAAACGUGUGGGACUGUCUGAUGAUUUUACUAUUUGUGGGGCUGGAUAUGUAAAGUUUGUUUUUUGGGUGUCAUUAACGGAACAUCAAUCAAAUCCAGUGAACCAUAAAUGUGCUUAGCAAAUUUCUCUGCAGUCUGUAGAUUGUCUUGUGAACUCUGACAUAAUUGGCUCGUGGGGGUGAUUGAGAAAACCUCAGGACCGAAAACUAAAGGGGUCCAUCCUCUUAGGAGCAUGACUGUGAUGAAAGAAUAUGAGGAUAAUAUUACUAUAUAAUAUUAUUCAAUUGUGAAAUAUUUUGGGCUCAACUGGACAUUUUGGCCCAAUGAUGGCAUUGGAGAAAAGAUCAAUAGGUCACCAAAAACCAAAAUUCUUUCUCUGGUUGCCAUGAAUAUCUAGAGGAAAGAUAAAGACAAAUCAUGCUGAUUUUUCAUUAAAAAAAUAGUAAGCCUUGCAGACUGCGUUGCAUGACUCUAUGGAUGACAAUGUUAGUCUGUAACGUGUUGGGUCAGUCAGUCCACCACAUCAGUCCAGACUGUAGUCUCUGAACAAUUAUUAGAUGGAUUGCCAUAACAUUUUGUACAGACAUUCACGGUGUCAAGGUGAUGAAUCCUGACCACUUUGGUGAUUCCCUGUCCUUUCAUCUAGCGCCAUCAUCAGCUCAAAAGUUUGCAGGUGCAUCUCAAAAAAUUACGAAGAAAAGUCUAAUUGUUUGUCUGGCCAUUCAUCAUCAUCAUCGGGUUUCAAAUCCAAAUUAAAGUCUUAAUAUGAAAUAUGAAUCGUCACCAACAUCCUACUAGUUUUCUCCCUAUCAUUUUCAAGAGUGCAGGUGCAUCUCAAAAAAUGUUUUUCCUAAAUUUUUUGAGAUACACCUGUGUGACCUGCAGAACUAAUAACGAUCCCAUCAGCCUAUGCUGUAAUUUGUGCUUGGUUGGCUAAUGUUAGCUUGCUAAGACGCUGAACUGACUGUCAAUGUAGUACUUUGCCAACAUUGUACUUGCUAAACAUCCACAUAUUAGUAUGUCAUUAUUUAUUAGUGGACCAAAUCCAUGACAACCCAGAGUUGAGACCAGGAGGCAGAGUCGCAGUCUAACACACUUCUCUGCCCUUCUAAUUCAGGAGUUACUUAAUGAAAAUCCUAUAAUUUGUCUUACUGAAACCUGGCUGGGUGAUGGAGAAUAUGUUAGCCUAAAUGAAUCCUAAAUGAAUCCACCCAGUCCACCACCCCAGUCAUAUUAAUACUCACAUUCC
Messenger RNA from Micropterus dolomieu (smallmouth bass), 2645 nucleotides. RefSeq names its product polymeric immunoglobulin receptor-like. The coding region runs from base 25 to 1515 and encodes 496 amino acids. The record is from RefSeq and is a predicted model, not a curated record. NCBI's taxonomy places the organism in Eukaryota, Metazoa, Chordata, Actinopteri, Centrarchiformes, Centrarchidae. The transcript is spliced from 7 exons.